This is a messenger RNA of Penicillium odoratum, 1023 nucleotides long. RefSeq lists its product as uncharacterized. The transcript has a single exon. The record is from RefSeq and is a predicted model, not a curated record. NCBI's taxonomy places the organism in Eukaryota, Fungi, Ascomycota, Eurotiomycetes, Eurotiales, Aspergillaceae. Bases 1 to 1023 code for a protein of 340 amino acids.
AUGGUUCUCCUUACUUCAUCAACGGUCUCCGCCAUCGUGUCGUUUGGGGUAAUCUGCAUCUUCUCGCUGAUGCUAUUUUUGGCGGGUUACGUGGUCCAACAACAAUCAGUGAAGAACAUUCAGCAUGCUUUGCGUCCACCAGUACCCCAUGGAAGAGGAUCCACAUUCCAGAGUCCCGCACAAAAACGCGGUUUAUCAGAUCUAGAUUUAGGGGCUGGAGAUCCCCGUCCAAGCUCAGGGGGAAACUACGCAUAUCUACAAUUGCUUGCUAGUCCAGACCCUUCUGACAUCUGCUCCUCUAUUCUUUUCUUCAAACAACUUGCUCUCAACGGCAGUGCCAUCCAGGACCGACUGUUCAUGUAUCCCGAGGAAUGGGACCGAAUGUCGGCGAAAGAACUUGGCAAGCCUGCUAUGACGGCCCUAUCCUUUCUACGCGAUGCCAGUAGAAAAUAUGGUAUCUGGCUCCUGCCAAUUGACAUGACGGCAGCGUCGUCAAAGGGCUAUUCGACAACAGACACCAAAUUACUACGAUUAGGCCAAAUUCAAUUUAUGCAAUACGACAGUGUAUUGUAUCUGCCAUCACGUGGUAUGAUUCUGGACACAAGGAAACUAGACGAUAUCCUUUUGUCGCAAGCAUUGCCACUUGUGUAUGACCAAAGCCGUCCUGAUUCCUACGAUAAUUUGGCGUGGACGCCGAUGACUCUUCGUCCAGACCGCGAUGCCAACUUGCCCCCUGUCUAUUUGAUAACGGUGAAUAAUGUCGGAAGCGGAAAUGUUCAAGCUCGGACGCAUGUGCCCAGCUCCAACCUGCCCGAGUUUCAAGCUCUUGUUCGGGGUUCGGAGAAGAUCAUUUCUCAAGACGAGGGUGAAGUCGUUGAACCACCAGCUUAUAUCUACUUUGAAAGUGAUCGUCCAGGGUAUGAGUUGGAGCAAAGCUCGUAUUAUCAAUCUUGGCGGGCGCAAAGGCGUGAUGUCUGCGAAGGUUUGGACUUGGACGAUGUUUCCUACCGUGACGAGCAAUGA